UUACGUAUCUUUUAUUGUGUUUCAAUUUGUUAUAACAUUAGAGUGUAUCAAAGUUUGAAAUUGUUUAGAUUUUUUUUUGUUUCGGUGGAUAUUUGUGUUGUGACUUUUAUUUGGGAUUUAAUCAGAAGUUUGGAUUGAUUAGAUCAAAAUGAAGAAGCACAACAUAGCUCUGAUAUCGAUAUUGAGUUGUGGUGCGGUGGCGUUGCUGGUCAGUAUUGGCGCGUAUUUGUACGUACGACGCCGUCGACGCAAGAGGGAGGAUGAUGAAGACGGCGCCAGUUGCGCUAUACGAGCCGACCAGUCUGGAUCAGACAGCGGAAGAGAGAAAAACAUAACCAGAUUAAAUGGGUUUUUAAACUUGAAAACACCUCUCAUCACUACAAAAACUCUGGGAGCACAGCUUGAGACAACAUCUACCAGUUCGCCGCAAGCCAAGUCUCCAGCUGGCAGCAGUGCGGGAGCAGUCGCCAGCGCGUCCACCGCGCCCGGGGAACGCACGCCCACCGCACACAACAAGCAGCUGCAAAAUGUCAAGGGUCAAGACCAUCCGCCGCAUCCAUCCAUGGCGUUCCUGCAGAACCGUUCCAUCUCGCUGGUGGACAUGUACAUCGAUAACUCGGAGCCGUCAGAGAACGUCGGGCAGAUCCAUUUCUCCCUCGAAUACGAUUUCCAGAACACAACUCUGAUAUUGAAGAUCAUACAGGGCAAAGAGCUGCCUGCAAAGGACCUGAGCGGCACCUCAGAUCCGUACGUGCGGGUAACCUUGCUGCCAGACAAGAAGCACCGGCUGGAGACGAAGAUAAAGCGGCGGACACUGAACCCGCGCUGGAACGAGACCUUCUACUUCGAGGGUUUCCCCAUACAGAAACUGCAAAGCCGGGUACUACACCUGCACGUGUUUGACUACGAUCGCUUCUCCAGAGAUGACUCCAUUGGAGAGGUCUUCUUACCACUCUGCCAGGUGGAUUUCAGUGAGAAACCAUCGUUCUGGAAAGCACUGAAGCCCCCCGCCAAGGACAAGUGCGGGGAGCUACUGACGUCACUCUGCUAUCACCCCAGCAACAGCGUGCUCACGCUCACGUUGCUUAAGGCAAGGAACCUUAAAGCCAAGGACAUUAAUGGAAAAUCAGAUCCGUACGUCAAAGUUUGGUUGCAAUUCGGUGAUAAACGCAUAGAGAAGCGUAAGACUGCGAUCUUCAAAUGCACUUUGAACCCCGUCUUCAACGACUCCUUCUCGUUCAACGUGCCGUGGGAGAAGAUCAGGGAGUGCUCCCUCGACGUCCAAGUUAUGGACUUUGAUAACAUCGGGCGUAAUGAACUGAUUGGAAGAAUACUCUUGGCCGGGAAGAAUGGUUCCGGCGCCACGGAGACGAAACAUUGGCAGGAUAUGAUCACAAAACCGCGGCAGACCAUCGUGCAGUGGCAUCGCCUCAAGCCUGAGUAAAUGCAUUGUUGAAACAUAAAAAUAAAUAAAUUUUAUACCGGAGAAAGUUGAUACAAAACGUCAUAAGACUGAAUGGUUAACAAAAAAAUCUAAAACGCCUCGGAAAAAAAUAUCUUCUUCAGUCACUUUGUGGUUUCUAACCGUAGAUUUUCAAUACCGAAACACCUGUACAAAAUACAUUGCUAUUUCUAUUUUCUCAAAGAGAAUGAGGAUGAUGGCAAAAUAUUUUUGUACGUGUUUCAGCAGUGAAAACUCACGGUAACGCUGUGCACAAUUUCUUUCGUUACCUUCAUGACUUCGACAUUUUCUUUACACUGCAACUACAAAACACAAUUAUCUCCUUUAUUUAUGGUUUUUAAUUUAUUUAUUUACAUUACAGAAAUUACAUUUUUCUUCUCGUAAUAAACUUCUUUCUAAAUCUCUUCUGAAAUCCUACAUAAUUUGUUCUAAUUUAUUUAUUCGACUUUUAGGUUUCUUAUUUUCUGAAAUGAUUCGACUACAGCUAAUUUUUUUUA
Molecule: messenger RNA, 1959 nt
Organism: Papilio xuthus (Asian swallowtail)
Lineage: Eukaryota; Metazoa; Arthropoda; Insecta; Lepidoptera; Papilionidae
Gene: Syt7
Product: Synaptotagmin 7
Exons: 11
Coding region: 149-1444 (431 amino acids)
Biological process (GO): vesicle fusion; calcium ion-regulated exocytosis of neurotransmitter
Cellular component (GO): synapse; plasma membrane; axon
Molecular function (GO): SNARE binding; clathrin binding; calcium-dependent phospholipid binding
Source: RefSeq, a predicted model, not a curated record